Exophiala bonariae is the source of this 729-nucleotide messenger RNA. RefSeq lists its product as uncharacterized. Bases 1 to 729 code for a protein of 242 amino acids. Lineage: Eukaryota; Fungi; Ascomycota; Eurotiomycetes; Chaetothyriales; Herpotrichiellaceae. The record is from RefSeq and is a predicted model, not a curated record. The transcript has a single exon.
AUGGCCCGAUCCACCGCCAAUAUCUUCGCCGCCGCUGCCAUCCUCAGCCUCAGCGCCCUCGCCAAUGCCGCCCCACUGGUCGCUCGUGGAACCCCCUCGACAAACGCCUACACCAACACAUCCGGCAUCGUGAGCAAUCCCUCUGCUCCCGCCGCCGUCAGUACGCCCAUCAGCACACCCAUCAGCGCCCCGGUCGCCCCCGCCGCGCCCUACAACAGCCAAGGCCAGCCCAUCGCCACCGUCUACCCGGACUUCACAUCUCAAUACAACAGCAAAACCGGAGCCGUCGACUUCCACACCUCGACCGGGCUCGUGUCGCGCAGCACCUCCAACGGCGGCGCCGACAUCACCACGCUAGUGACCUUCACGCUAGACGCACAGUACGCGUCGAACCAAUGCCAACUGGUGUUCGACCUGAACGCACCGGGCUCCAGCGUGAGCGGCUCGUCCAAAGCACAGCUCUUCACGUCGCUCGCGCCCGCCACGGCCGACAGCUCCAGCUGGCCGUCGGGCAACCUGCGCAACCAGAACCUCGGCGCCAUCGACGUCGUCGCCCACGGCCGCGCCACCUGGCAGCAGGGCUCCGGCCCCGGCGCCACCGCCGACGGCUUCUUCCCCUGCAGUGCCAUCACCGGCCAGAUCUACGGCGGCGAGAUCGUGCCCCAGGGCGACAAUGUCCAGAUCUCGUGGCCUGCUGGCCAGGAUGGUGUCAAGAUCCUCGUUUGGUAA